This is a messenger RNA of Daldinia caldariorum, 1359 nucleotides long. Its product is annotated as thioredoxin-domain-containing protein. Gene Ontology annotation, molecular function: protein-disulfide reductase activity. Bases 196 to 858 code for a protein of 220 amino acids. The record is from RefSeq and is a predicted model, not a curated record. The transcript is spliced from 3 exons. NCBI's taxonomy places the organism in Eukaryota, Fungi, Ascomycota, Sordariomycetes, Xylariales, Hypoxylaceae.
AGCUACGGUCGAUUGUACCUAGGUAGAUCUGGACAGCUUUAUCUCGGCUUCCCGUCAUCAGCCAAGAGAUCCACUUAACAUUUAACCAUCCAUCGCUAUCCAUCAAUCCAUCAACAAUUCCAACAACUUCCCGCUCAGUCUUAUUACAUAGCAACACAACAACGCAGUUACGAACACCCAAACCAAAUAUCCAAAAUGACCGUAAACAUCAGCUCUCCCAAUGAGUGGCAGCGCAUAUUGGGGUCUUCGACCGUCGUGGUUACAGACUUCUACGCCGACUGGUGCGGUCCUUGCAAAAUGAUCGCGCCUACCUUCGACUCGCUGUCGACGACAUAUUCUAAGCCCGGCAAGAUCGCCUUCUGCAAAGUCAACGUCGAUAAUCAACAAUCCAUCGCCCAGACCCAUGGCGUGCGCGCGAUGCCGACUUUCCUCAUCUUCAAGAACGGUUCCGUCAUCGACACCAUCCAAGGCGCAAACCCCCCGGCCUUGACCUCCGCCGUCGAAAAGGCCGUUAAACUGGCUAACGUGAGCGCCCCGGGCGCGUCUUUCAAAACACCCGGAAGAACGCUGGGAAGUGGCUCGUCUUCUGCUGUAAGGCGAGGUGGUCAGUCGCUGGGCGGCCAACCGUGGAAAUUCAGUCCUUUCAACAUCCUCAACGCCAUCCUCACAUUCUUUGGGCUAUACUUUGUAUCACUCUUCUCGUUUGAUCCUUACAAAGCGGCUGAAAGGUCGCAAUUCAACCUUAACAACCCAAGUGCACCACCGGCGCCGAUUAAUCUCAAGGGACAGAAAGUCGGCGGACAAAGUGGUUCUGCCCGAUCUAGCGGGGUUAGGACGCUGGCUGAUCUUACCAAGUAAUUCUGAAGAUUGCCUACCUGUUUCGUAUAUGUUGUCGAGUGUAUUGAUGGCGUAUGGGGUGGAGUUUAGCACUUGAAUUGAGUUUUCUGACGAUGUGUGCAUCCUUCGGCUGAGGAUAAUAAUAUAUGCAUUUCUAACAUUACUGACAGAUACACCGCUGAGCCAAAAGUGUAUUUCUUAAUAGCACAAGUGUUAUUACAGUCUAUCUGACCAUGAGUGGUAUUACCACCUCAUAAUUACCAAUAUUACCUAGCUUAUCGGUACGUGGUGAAUUGCUUUGCUAUCAGACUCUUGCCAUAGCUGAAGGCAAGAACAGUGCUAGCUGAGUGGUCAAGUUACUAUGUACCUUAGGUAGGUAGAGCGGAUAACUGCGUUAGACCCUGCGCACUACGUACUACGUACCUUAGGUACUACGCUAAGUGCGGGGUGUAUUCUAAUGCCGGCCUUUUAAGUGGAUGGAGCUCUACAAGGGAACAUGAGCUAGUCUAAAACUUCCCUACA